Dipodomys spectabilis (banner-tailed kangaroo rat) is the source of this 526-nucleotide messenger RNA. RefSeq names its product mitochondrial ribosomal protein L23 (gene Mrpl23). The record is from RefSeq and is a predicted model, not a curated record. The transcript has 5 exons. Gene Ontology annotation, molecular function: structural constituent of ribosome. Gene Ontology annotation, biological process: mitochondrial translation. The coding region runs from base 32 to 475 and encodes 147 amino acids. Gene Ontology annotation, cellular component: ribosome; mitochondrial large ribosomal subunit. Lineage: Eukaryota; Metazoa; Chordata; Mammalia; Rodentia; Heteromyidae.
GCUCCUUCCUGCCGGCGGCGGCGCGGGCGCCAUGGCGCGAAACGUGCUGUACCCCCUGUACCAGCUGGGCGGACCCCAGCUCCGCGUGUUCCGAACCAACUUCUUCAUCCAGCUGGUCCGGCCCGGUACCGCCCAGCCCGAGGACACGGUGCAGUUCCGGAUCCCCAUGGAGAUGACCAGGACGGACCUCAAGAAUUACCUAGAGCGCAUUUACAGUGUGCCUGUGGCUGCCGUUCGGACGCGGGUGCAGCACGGCUCCAACAGGCAGAGGGACUACAGGAACGUGAGGAUCAAGAAGCCCGAUUAUAAGGUGGCCUACGUGCAGCUGGCCCACGGGCAGACCUUCACCUUCCCGGAUCUGUUUCCCGAGAAAGAGCAGGACCUGGUGGCAGAGGAAGGGCUCCAGGAGGCUCUGCCCCAGAAACAGAGCAGUGACCCGCGGCGUGGCGGUGUCCCCUCCUGGUUCGGCUUGUGACCCCAUGGGGCUGGGCGCUGGGCCUCAAUAAAGUUCUGCUGUGUGACAAAA